UGUCGUUGUUUGUAUCUACCCGAAUUGGGCCGAAGUCGCGAGGUGGCGCCGGUUUCGGCCCAGAUGGGAGCCAACUAUGUGCGAAAGGAACAAGAAGGACAACCCGAGAGUUGCUGGCAUGUGGACGUUGGGCGGCUAAGCUGGGGAUGCAAGUGCAACUUCAAGUUCACCGUCUGCAUUCAUGUUAUCUUCACCCUGUAG
Molecule: messenger RNA, 201 nt
Organism: Phytophthora sojae
Lineage: Eukaryota; Oomycota; Peronosporomycetes; Peronosporales; Peronosporaceae
Exons: 1
Source: RefSeq, a predicted model, not a curated record